Messenger RNA from Eurytemora carolleeae, 1213 nucleotides. RefSeq lists its product as uncharacterized. The record is from RefSeq and is a predicted model, not a curated record. The transcript is spliced from 15 exons. Bases 478 to 1173 code for a protein of 231 amino acids. Lineage: Eukaryota; Metazoa; Arthropoda; Copepoda; Calanoida; Temoridae.
UAUUUUGAUUCUGGUGUAGGUGAGCGAGAUCUUGAGGGGCAGGUUGGAGAGGAGGAGGUGGUACUUCGUAAAGGACCAGGAGUAGGACGGAUAAAGUUGCCAGAGAGGGAGGAGAGGAUAGUCGAGCAGGGGAUUAUUCUUAAACUUGUCUCACAUCUACUCACACUUUGCUCGUAUACAGUUUUCAUUUGUUUGUUCCCUUUAACCUACUGGUUCUGCAUAAAGAAAAUAAAUGAUACGGAACGGAUUAUAAUUUUCAGGCUCGGAGCUUUAAUUGGGAGCAGAGGUCCAGGGAGAGUGCUUGUAUUUCCUUGGAUUGAUAGAACCCAGACUGUUUACGUCGCAAACUCAGCUUUCAGUGUUCCUCCCCAACAAUUGAUCACUCAUGAUGGAGGAAUUAUCGAGAUAGGAGCUGAGGUUCACUACGCGGUUGUUGACUGUGUAGCACUUGUUCGUGAGGUUGCCGACCAUCAGGAAAUGAUUAGAUCUCUAGCUAGAACUAUUCUACUCAGGCUGAUUAUUAAGAAGAAUAUUGAUCAGCUGGUGAAAGACAAGCAAAGCGCUUCACUGGAUGUGAAGAAGGAGAUUAAUGGACAAGUUAGAAAAUGGGGUUUGGACAUAAGAGCUGUUGUUCUCUCCGAUGUAAAAGUAUUGAAAUCUCCUGUAAAGGAGGGAGGUAUUCCACCUCUACUAGCCAGUCUAGGUCAUACAACACAGACCCUCUCCCCAGCAGCAUUUGCAAAGUACAUCUACUCCAUGGAGGAGGAGGAGGAGGAGACGGGGAACCUCAUAGAUAUCCAGGAUUCAAUAGAAGAAGCUGAACAGGGGAAGACCAGCUGGUCGGUUUGUCUGCAGAAUAUUCUAGAAACUGAGAAAAUCGAGGCGGAAAAUAUCGGAACUUACACUCUGAUUCUCUCAGAUGUUGGAACUAAAUUAUUGAUGAGUAUUACAGACACUUCUAAAACUUGUUGCGUCGUAGAUAAAGAAGUUGAGAGUGAUGUUUGUUUAACACUGACUAGUUCUGAUCUAGCUGGUAUUCUUAAGGGAAGUCUUCCUCCCCUGCAGGCAUACCUCUCCAAUAGGAUUCAGAUAACAGGAGAUGUGAGGAAACUAAUGUUCCUGGAGAAGAUGGGGAAUAAGACUCAUAAACCUGGACAAACCUUCCACAUCUAGAUAUAUUAACAGUUAACAUUGAAUCCCGCUAAUCUAAAAA